Messenger RNA from Medioppia subpectinata, 466 nucleotides. The record is from the annotation of a GenBank genome assembly. Lineage: Eukaryota; Metazoa; Arthropoda; Arachnida; Sarcoptiformes; Oppiidae.
GUACUUUUGUUUCAUAACUGAAUGCAAAAACCCGAAGGCCUGUACUAUACUAUUGAGAGGCGCCUCGAAAGACAUGCUCAACGAAUUGGAGCGCAACCUUCAGGACGCGAUGUCUGUCACCCGUAAUAUCUAUAACGAGCCGUUUAUUCUGGCCGGCGGUGGAGCCGUCGAGAUGGCUGUUGGAAAGAUUCUGUCAGAAAAGGCUAAAAGUAUUACUGGUGUUCAUCAGUGGCCGUAUAAGGCUAUCCAAAAAGCCUUAGAAGUGAUUCCGAGAACUUUGAUUCAAAAUUGUGGCGGCGAUACCAUUAGAACGUUGACCGCUCUGAGAGCUAAACACGCGACUACUUCUGCAGAUAAUAAGACGUGGGGUAUAAAUGGAGAGACCGGAGAAUUGGCCGAUAUCUCUAAGUUAGGUAUUUGGGAACCACUGUCUGUUAAAUUACAGGCCUAUAAAACGGCGGUUGAG